This is a messenger RNA of Homarus americanus (American lobster), 1686 nucleotides long. Its product is annotated as facilitated trehalose transporter Tret1-like. The record is from RefSeq and is a predicted model, not a curated record. Lineage: Eukaryota; Metazoa; Arthropoda; Malacostraca; Decapoda; Nephropidae. Gene Ontology annotation, cellular component: membrane. Gene Ontology annotation, biological process: transmembrane transport; carbohydrate transport. Gene Ontology annotation, molecular function: sugar transmembrane transporter activity. The transcript has 10 exons. The coding region runs from base 112 to 1554 and encodes 480 amino acids.
CUCAGUCGCCCGUUGGUGGUAGACCCAGGUCCAUGCUGUUAGGUGCUCCGACCACUUACACAACAAAAAACACCAAGGACCUGACACACACACACACACACAUACACAAUCAUGACUGACGUUGGAGGAUCCCAGUUUGAGUUGCUGGAGAGGAAGCAAAAGCCCGCUCACCUCACCCAGUACUUAGCUACCAUCACAGUCACUCUGGGAGCACUAAAUAUUGGUACAGCCAUGGGGUACACGUCACCCGCCAGCCCCCAGCUUAUGAACAACUCCACCAACUCUUCUCUUGUUAUCACGACGGAACAAAACAUCUGGUUCACCUCCACUAUAAACCUGGGAGCCCUCACCGGGGGUCUCCUUGGUGGGGUGUUUAUCAACACUCUGGGCAGAAGAGGCACCAUGUUGGCAUCGGUGUUGCCUCUCUUGGGGUCCUGGGCACUCUUAGUCUUCGCCCAGAACUUCGCCAUGUUGGUAUGUGGACGCGUUCUUGUUGGUCUGUGUGCUGGCGUCACCUCUAUAGCGGUGCCCACCUACAUUGGGGAAUUUUCCUCGCCAGACAUCAGAGGAAAACUGGGUACGUGCUUUCAGCUAAUGGCUGUGAUUGGUAUGUUGUACUCCUUCGUGUUUGGAGCCGUAAUGAACACGUGGCGGGGCCUAGCUGGUAUCUGUGCUAUUCCUCCUGUCAUAUAUCUCGUCUUGGUCUUAUUCGCGAAAGAAUCACCUACUUAUCUUCUCUCUAAAGGAAAAGAAAAAGAAGCCAAAGAAGCCUUGCAGUACUUCAGGGGGAAACAUUAUGACGUGGAGCCAGAGAUGCAACUGAUGAGAAAGACACAGGAGGAGGCUCUACAGAACACAGUGUCUCUGAAUGAACUUAAGACUCCCUACAUCCUCAAGCCCCUCCUCAUCUCCUGCACCCUCAUGAUCUUCCAGCAGAUCUCUGGCAUUAAUGCUAUGCUCUUUAACCUGUCCGUCAUAUUUGAGGAUGCUGGGUCUGGUCUGCCAGAGGAAGUCAGUACUAUCAUCGUGGGUGUAGUGCUGGUGUUGGCCACAGCUGUCGCUAGCAUCCUCAUGGACAAGGUUGGCAGGAAGGUGCUCCUCAUCAUUUCAUCUGCCAUCAUGACACUUGCAUUAGUGGCUCUUGAUGUGUACUUCUAUGAGAAAUACUGGAAUAAGGAUUGGGCGGUACUCAACCUGGGCUGGCUUCCGCUCGUCUCCUUCAUCGUCUUCGUAACAGCUUUCUCCAUUGGUUAUGGUCCCAUCCCUUGGCUCAUGAUGGGUGAACUCUUCUCGCUGAACGUGCGAGGGGUUGCCAGCAGUAUAGCCUCUAUGGUCAACUGGACGAUUUCCUUCUUUAUCACUCUCAUAUAUGAGCCGAUGCAGGUAGCAAUCGGGCCCUACGGCAUAUAUUGGUUCUUCGCUGGUUGCUGCUUCAUCAACUUUAUUUUCUGCAUCCUGGUGGUGCCGGAGACGAAGGGUAAGACACUGCAAGAGAUUACCGCACACUUCGGAGGUCCAGUCAUCACGACUAAAAAGGACAUCACCACAAUAUAGAGUUCAAUCAACCUAUUAAUACACUUAUUCAAAAUAAUUAUCCCGUAAGCUUACACUGUUAUACAUGGGAGAAAAUUACUCCUAAAUGACAGUUGGUAUUGUGAUUAAAAUGAUAAAGAUCCAGAAAACAUG